UGUUUAAAUGAACAUUAUAUAGAUGGUGAAUAUGACUGAUCUUUCUUUGCUGUACCUCCCCGUAGUUUCUAAAAUACUUAAUUCUGACUUGUUUAUGCCUUUGUACGGAUUGUUGGCUAUGUUGAAUUGUCUACACCAGUCCAUUUCAGACCUCACUCACUACGGGUCCCUAUUUCUCCCUUUGGUUUCUCCUUGUGUAGGGCAAAGUCUGUGAAAUUUUGAACUUGGAAGUAGGAAAGAGAAUGGUAAGGUGAAUCUUCCUGCUAUUGAGAGGCAGCAUAUUGUAGAAGUUAAAUUGUUCGUUGGGUCUGGAGCCAAACUGUCUGGGUUCAAAUGCUGGUUCCAUCACUUACUAGUGGUAUGACCUUGGGCAAGUUACUUAACCUUUCUGUGCCUCAGUUUCCUCAUUUGUAAUGUGAGUGAGUAGGGUGAAGAUUAAAGGACUUCAUUGGAUGACAGGCUUUGAACAGUGCCCAGCAUGUGAGUUCCAUUUUAGUUGCUGUUUAUAAUCAUUAUAAAGAAGAACACUGAACUUUGAAAAAAAUGUUAGAAACUAUAGACAAAAAUCGGACCCUGCAGGCAGCAGAGCGCUUGCAAGCCAAGCUGCGAGAACGUGGGGAUGUAGCAAAUGAAGACAAACUGAACCUUCUGAAGUCAGUUUUGCAGAGCCCUCUCUUCAGUCAGAUUCUGAACCUUCAGACUUCUGUGCAGCAGCUGAAAGACCAGGUAAACACUGCAACUUCGGCAAGUUCAAGUGUCGAAUAUGCCCACGUUCCACAUCUCAACCCAGCUGUAAUUCCUACUCUGCAAAAUGAGUCAUUUUUAUCAUCCCCAAAUAAUGGGAAUCUGGAAGCACUUACAGGAUUGAGUAUUCCACACAUCAAUGGGAAACCUGCUUGUGAUGAAUUUGAUCAACUGAUCAAAAACAUGGCCCAGGGUCGCCACGUGGAGGUUUUUGAGCUCCUCAAGCCUCCCUGUGGAGGCCUUGGGUUUAGUGUUGUGGGCCUGAGGAGUGAGAACCGGGGAGAACUGGGCAUAUUUGUGCAGGAGAUCCAGGAGGGCAGUGUGGCUCACAGAGAUGGAAGAUUGAAGGAAACUGAUCAAAUCCUUGCUAUCAAUGGACAGGCGCUUGAUCAGACAAUUACACAUCAGCAGGCUAUCAGCAUCCUGCAGAAAGCCAAAGAUAAUGUCCAGCUAGUUAUUGCCAGAGGCUCAUUGCCUCAACUUAUCAGCCCCAUAGUUUCCCGUUCUCCAUCUGUGACCAGCACAAUUUCAGCUCACUCUAAUCCGGUUCACUGGCAGCAUGUGGAGACUGUUGAAUUGGUGAAUGAUGGAUCCGGUCUGGGAUUUGGCAUUGUAGGAGGAAAAGCAACUGGUGUGAUAGUAAAAACCAUUCUGCCUGGAGGAGUAGCUGACCAGCAUGGACGAUUAUGCAGUGGAGACCACAUUCUAAAGAUUGGUGAUACAGAUCUAGCAGGAAUGAGCAGUGAGCAAGUAGCCCAAGUCCUCAGGCAAUGUGGAAAUAGAGUUAAAUUGAUGAUUGCGAGAGGUGCCAUAGAAGAACCAACAGCACCCACCUCUUUGGGCAUCACCCUUUCUUCAUCCCCAUCAUCUACGCCAGAGAUGCGGGUUGAUGCUUCUACUCAAAAAAAUGAAGAAAGUGAGACAUUUGAUGUAGAACUCACUAAAAAUGUCCAAGGAUUGGGAAUUACCAUUGCUGGUUAUAUUGGAGAUAAAAAAUUAGAACCUUCAGGAAUCUUUGUAAAGAGCAUUACAAAGAGCAGUGCUGUGGAACAUGAUGGAAGAAUCCAAAUUGGAGACCAAAUUAUAGCAGUGGAUGGCACAAACCUUCAGGGUUUUACCAAUCAGCAAGCAGUAGAGGUGUUGCGACACACAGGGCAAACUGUGCACCUGACACUAAUGAGGAGAGGAACAAAGCAGGAAGCCGAGCUCAUGGCACAGGAGGAUGUCACAAAAGACACAACCUUGACUCCUGUUAAUGCCAGCAUAAGCAAGGAAAAUUAUGAAAAAGAUGAAGAUUCUUUAUCUUUGAGGAGAAACACCAGCAUAUUACCAAUUGAAGAAGAAGAGUAUCCCUUGCUGUCAGCUGAGACAGAAGAAAUAGAAGAUGCACAACAACAGGAAGCUGCCCUGCUGACCAAGUGGCAAAGCAUUAUGGGAAUUAAUUAUGAAAUAGUGGUGGCGCAUGUGAGCAAGUUCAGUGAGAACAGUGGGUUGGGGAUAAGUCUGGAAGCAACAGUGGGACAUCAUUUUAUCCGAUCUGUUCUACCAGAAGGUCCUGUUGGACACAGUGGGAAGCUUUUCAGUGGAGAUGAGCUAUUGGAAGUGAAUGGCAUAACUUUGCUUGGGGAAAAUCACCAAGAUGUGGUGAAUAUUUUAAAGGAACUGCCUAUAGAAGUGACAAUGGUGUGCUGUCGUCGAACUGUGCCAUCCACCACCCAGUCUGAAUUGGAUAGCCUGGACCUAUGUGAUAUUGAACUAACAGACAAGCCUCACAUAGAUCUAGGUGAGUUCAUCGGGUCCUCGGAGACAGAGGAUCCUGUGCUGGCAAUGACUGACGUGGGCCAGAAUGCAGAGGAGGUACAAGGACCUUUGGCCAUGUGGGAGGCGGACAUUCAGCACAUCGAGCUGGAGAAAGGGAGCAAAGGACUUGGUUUUAGCAUUUUAGAUUAUCAGGAUCCAGUUGAUCCAGCGAGCACUGUGAUCGUAAUUCGUUCUUUGGUGCCUGGUGGCAUUGCUGAAAAGGAUGGACGACUUCUUCCUGGAGAUCGACUCAUGUUUGUCAAUGAUGUUAACCUGGAAAACAGUAGUCUUGAAGAAGCUGUGCAGGCGCUGAAGGGUGCUCCAUCAGGAACCGUGAGGAUAGGAGUUGCCAAGCCUUUACCACUUUCACCAGAAGAAGGUUAUGUUUCUGCUAAGGAGGAUUCCUUUCUCUACCCGCCACACUCCUGCGAGGAGGAAGGGCUGGAUGACAAAGCCCUCUUCAGGGCUGACUUGGCUCUGGUGGACACCAAUGACGCCAACUUAGCAGAUGAAUCUACAUUUGAGUCUCAGUACUCUCCUGAUAAUGACAGUAUCUACUCCACUCAACCCUCUAUUUUAUCUCUUCAUGGCAGUGCUUGUAGUGAUGGCCUGAACUAUGGUCCCUCCCUUCCAACUUCUCCUCCCAAGGAUGUUACUGAAAAUUCUUCAGAUCCGGUACUUGAUCUGCAUAUGUCCUUGGAGGAGCUAUAUGCCCAGAAUCUCCUGCAAAGACAGGAUGAGAGUCCACCUUCAGUAGACUUGAGCAUGGGGCCUACUUCUGGCUUUACCAUAAAUGAUUAUACACCUGCAAAUGCUGUUGAACGACAAUACGAAUGUGAAAACACAAGAGCGUGGACUGAUUCUCACCUACCAAAUGAAGUUAUAUCAAGUGGAGAACUCACUUCUGUGCUCCCUGAUGCAGCUGGAAAGGACUCCGAGUUCUUAAUUCAGCAGAGCUCUCUUGCCUCUACUGCCGAGUGUGUCAUGUUCCAAAAUAUGUCCAAAGAAUCUUUUGAGAGGACUAUUACUAUAGCAAAAGGCAAUUCUAGCCUAGGGAUGACAGUAAGUGCUAAUAAAGAUGGCUUGGGGAUGAUUGUUCGAAGCAUUAUCCAUGGAGGUGCCAUUAGUCGAGAUGGCCAGAUUGCUGUUGGGGACUGCAUCUUGUCUAUUAAUGAAGAAUCUACUAUCAGUUUAACCAAUGCCCAGGCGCGAGCCAUGCUGAGAAGACAUUCUCUCAUUGGGCCUGACAUAAAAAUUACCUAUGUGCCUGCAGAGCAUUUGGAAGAGUUCAGAAUGAGCUUAGGACAACAAUCUGGAGGACUAAUGGCACUGGAUAUUUUUUCUUCAUACACUGGCAGAGACAUUCCAGAACUACCAGAGCGAGAAGAAGGAGAAGGAGAAGAAAGUGAACUUCAGAAUGCAGUAUACAGCAAUUGGAAUCAGCCCAGGCGGGUUGAACUUUGGAGAGAACCAAGCAAAUCCUUGGGCAUCAGCAUUGUUGGCGGACGAGGGAUGGGGAGUCGUCUAAGCAACGGUGAAGUGAUGAGGGGCAUUUUCAUCAAACAUGUUCUAGAAGAUAGUCCAGCUGGCAAAAAUGGAACCUUGAAACCUGGAGAUAGAGUCGUAGAGGUGGAUGGAAUGGACCUCAGAGAUGCAAGCCAUGAACAAGCUGUGGAAGCCAUUCGGAAAGCAGGCAACCCCGUAGUCUUUAUGGUACAGAGCAUUAUAAACAGAACAAGGAAAUCCCCUUUGCCUUCCUUGCCGCACAACCUUUACCCUAAGUCCACCUUCAGCAGCACUAACCCAUUUGCUGAUUCUCUGCAGUUCAACGCUGACAAGGCACCCAGUCAGUCAGAAUCAGAGCCAGAAAAGGCUCCAUUGUGCAGUGUGCCUCCACCCCCUCCCUCAGCAUUUGCAGAAAUGAGUGGUGAUCGUGCACAGUCAUCUGCGAGCAAAAUCUCAGAAGAGGUGGACAAAGAGGAUGAGUUUGGUUACAGCUGGAAAAACAUCAGAGAGCGUUAUGGAACUCUAACAGGCGAGCUACAUAUGAUUGAACUGGAGAAAGGUCGUAGUGGUUUGGGUCUAAGUCUUGCUGGGAACAAAGACCGAUCCAGGAUGAGUGUCUUUAUAGUGGGGAUUGAUCCAAAUGGAGCAGCUGGGAAAGAUGGUCGAUUGCAGAUUGCAGAUGAGCUUCUAGAGAUCAAUGGUCAGAUUUUAUAUGGAAGAAGUCAUCAGAAUGCUUCAUCAAUCAUUAAAUGUGCUCCUUCUAAAGUAAAAAUAAUUUUUAUCAGAAAUAAAGAUGCAGUGAGUCAGAUGGCCGUAUGUCCUGGAAAUACAGUAGAACCUUUGUCUUCUGCCUCAGAAAAUCUACAAAAUAAGGAGGCUGAACCAAGUGUUACUGCUUGCGAUGCAGCUGUGGACCUCAGUUCGUUUAAAAACGUGCGAUAUCUGGAGCUUCCCAAGGAUCAAGGGGGUUUGGGUAUUGCUAUCAGUGAGGAAGAUACACUCAGUGGAGUCAUCAUAAAGAGUCUCACAGAGCACGGGGUAGCAGCCAAGGAUGGACGGCUCAAAGUUGGAGAUCAGAUCUUGGCUAUAGAUGAUGAAGUUGUUGUUGGCUAUCCUGUUGAAAAGUUUAUUAGCCUUUUGAAAACAGCGAAGACGACAGUGAAACUUACCAUUUGUGCUGAGAAUCCAGAUUCCCAGGCACAUGCUUCAGCAGCUGGUACACCCAGUGGAGAAACGAAGAACAGCUCCCAGUCUCCGAUGGUCCCACCGUCUGACUCCCCAGACCCAGAGCCCAUCCGAAGUACAAGCAGGUCAUCUACACCAGCGAUCUUUGCUUCUGAUCCUGCAACCUGCCCCAUUAUCCCAGGCUGCGAAACAACAAUUGAGAUAUCCAAAGGGCGAACGGGGCUAGGCCUGAGCAUCGUUGGGGGUUCUGACACACUGCUGGGUGCCAUUAUUAUCCAUGAAGUUUAUGAAGAAGGGGCAGCGUGUAAAGACGGAAGACUCUGGGCUGGAGAUCAGAUUUUAGAGGUGAAUGGAAUUGACUUGAGGAAGGCCACCCAUGAUGAAGCAAUAAAUGUCCUGAGACAGACACCACAAAGAGUACGCCUGACGCUCUACAGAGAUGAGGCCCCGUACAAAGAGGAGGAUGUGUAUGACACCCUCACCAUUGAGUUGCAGAAGAAGCCAGGAAAAGGCCUGGGAUUAAGUAUUGUUGGUAAAAGAAAUGAUACUGGAGUAUUUGUGUCAGAUAUUGUCAAAGGAGGAAUUGCAGAUGCUGAUGGCAGACUGAUGCAGGGGGACCAGAUCCUGAUGGUGAAUGGAGAAGGUGUCCGUAAUGCCACCCAGGAAGCUGUGGCUGCUUUGCUGAAGUGUUCCCUAGGCACAGUAACCUUGGAAGUCGGAAGAAUCAAAGCUGGUCCAUUCCAUUCAGAGAGGAGGCCUUCUCAAAGCAGCCAGAUGAGUGAAGGCAGCCUGUCAUCAUUCACUUUUCCACUUUCGGGAUCCAGUACAUCUGAGUCACUGGAAAAUAGCUCAAAGAAGAAUGCGUUGGCAUCUGAAAUACAGGGAUUAAGAACAGUUGAAAUAAAAAAGGGGCCCACUGACUCACUGGGAAUCAGCAUUGCUGGAGGAGUGGGCAGCCCACUUGGUGAUGUUCCUAUAUUUAUUGCGAUGAUGCACCCGAAUGGAGUUGCAGCUCAGACCCAGAAACUCAGAGUUGGGGAUAGGAUUGUCACUAUCUGUGGCACAUCCACCGAGGGGAUGACUCAUACCCAAGCAGUUAACUUACUGAAGAAUGCCUCUGGCUCCAUUGAAAUGCAGGUGGUUGCUGGAGGAGAUGUGAGUGUGGUCACAGGCCUCCAGCAGGAGCCCCCCAAUUCUAGUCUUUCUUUCACUGGGCUGACAUCAAGCAGUAUAUUUCAGGAUGAUUUAGGACCUCCUCAGUGUAAGUCUAUUAUGCUAGACCGAGGGCCAGAUGGCUUAGGCUUCAGCAUAGUAGGAGGAUAUGGCAGCCCGCACGGAGACUUACCCAUUUAUGUUAAAACAGUGUUUGCGAAGGGAGCAGCCUCUGAAGAUGGGCGCCUAAAAAGGGGUGAUCAGAUCAUUGCUGUCAAUGGGCAGAGUCUAGAAGGCGUAACCCAUGAAGAAGCUGUUGCCAUCCUUAAGCGGACAAAAGGCGCUGUCACUUUGAUGGUUCUCUCCUGAGUCUGUUGCCGGAAUUGAGCCAACUCAACUGCUGACUCCCAUCCCACACUGUAAAGAGAAUGAAACUGGUCUUGUGGACGACUUUUCCCAUGCUGUGUGUAUCGGGCUCUUCAAAACUGUAGGGGAAAAAUACCACUUAAGUUUGUUUUUCUCAUAUGAAAAUGAUUUUCUUACAACGUACCAUCAUUUUUCAUUUCUCCUUGCAUUUUGUGAAUUUAAACUCAAAAAGAAGGAUGAUUUGCAUAGGUAAAUCCAGUCUUCGUGAAGAUAUCUGACAUUUUGUAGUCACGUGGGCAAAAAUUGUUAUGUGCUAAACUGGUUGGUAGAGAAAAAAAAUAAUUCGAAAGCUAAUCAAAGAGAAAUGGCUUCAUGAAAUUAGAGUGAAAAACGAAAACAUGAAGAAAAUCUUGAGUUUUAUAAAAAUGCUUCAUUUUGUCAAUCCGCCGCAUCUCCCCAUGUCUAACUAAAAAAAGAAAAACAUUUUUUCUAUUGAAAAAUCUUUAAAAAUACAGUCAGUAUUUAAAAAUUUUGAAUAUUGUAGAAAAUUGCAUCUCCUCACCUCCGAUGUACACAUAUAUAUUUUCCUCUUAAAAUGGGCUCCUAAGAUUGAGUAAAUGGCACAUAUAUGAAACAAUGUCCCUAGAUUUGUAAAGAAAACAUUUAAUGUGCAUCUUGAUGUUCAUUUUCAUUUUUGACCUGUUAUAAAAUAUUUUCAUGUUUCUGUAAGUAACAUGAUGAUGCUACCCUGUGUUGACUGUGGUUUCUCUAAAAAGCAACCAUGCUAACCAUGGAGGAAUAUAGAAGCUUACAGAAUAUUUAGUGCUGGUUUUAACUGAUGCAACACUAAGAAUGUGUUAGUGCACUAUGCAAUUGGUUUUCAAUUAGCAUUAAUCUUAAUGACAGAAAAAAGCAGUGUGUUAGUAAUUAUUUUGGUUGUAUGCCAUUAGUAAAUUGGUAGAAAAAUUAAGGGGAUUAACAUAACUUCAUUUCAUUGCCUUAUAUUAACAUCUUAUAAUACAAUAGUUUAAGACUAAGGGGAACAGAUGGAGCUGUUUAUUGAGACAACUGGUGAGGAAUUAUCAUGUGUUCAUUCCCAUUUUAGAGCGUGAAACUCCUACAUUAGAAUAUAUAAAGUCACUUUAAAUACUAUCUAUAUUUGUAACAGAAGUAGUGUACAGAUAUUUUAUUACAGCGCUUUUGUGUAAAUGCAGAAUUGAAGUGAAUAAAGAAGUUUCAUGGUGUACAAAUAAAGGAGCAGGCGUAUUUUUUUGUUCAUU
Molecule: messenger RNA, 8033 nt
Organism: Diceros bicornis minor
Lineage: Eukaryota; Metazoa; Chordata; Mammalia; Perissodactyla; Rhinocerotidae
Gene: MPDZ
Product: multiple PDZ domain crumbs cell polarity complex component
Exons: 47
Coding region: 544-6756 (2070 amino acids)
Molecular function (GO): protein binding
Source: RefSeq, a predicted model, not a curated record